AUGCGUGCUGGUACUUCGAAAGGUCUCUUCAUUCAUCGUCAUGAUUUGCCAUCUUCCCAAUCAGCGUGGGCUGGCCCAUUACUUGCUGCCAUGGGUUCUCAAGGCUCAGACGCUCGACAGAUUGACGGAGUUGGAGGAGCGACUUCAACGACUUCCAAAGUUGCAGUGGUUUCGCCAUCAUCACGAAUGGGCGUCGAUAUCGAUUAUACUUUUGUACAAGUAGCAGUGGGUCAGGAGGUGGUCGACUUCAGCGGAAACUGUGGAAACAUGUGCGCUGGCGUCGGACCAUUUGCACUACAAGAAGGCUUAGUGCGUGCAAGGCCUGGAGAAAAGACUCUUGAUGUCCGGAUCUUCAACACAAACACAUCGCGGCUCAUUGUCGACACUGUCCAAGUAGGCGAAGACGGGUCGUUUGAUGAAGACGGAGACUACGCGAUACCAGGUGUCAAGGGAACCGGAAGCGAAGUAAAAGUGGCCUUUGUGGAUCCUGCCGGGAGCAUGACCGGAACUCUCUUUCCUACGGGGAGAAGAUGUGAUACUAUUCAUGUGAAAGGACAAGACGGCGAUCGCUUCUCAGUCCAGGCCACGUUAAUAGAUGCAGCAAAUCCCUUUGUCCUAGUCGACGAACGAACAUUACCGCCAUACCUGAGGACAGGGAGCAAAGAUGCCGCCGCCUACCUCAAGCACAUGGAGGCAAUACGAUGUACUGGCGCCGUCAUGAUGGGUCUUGCUUCUGAUAUAGACGCUGCUGCAAAAGUCCGCGGCACACCGAAGCUGGCGAUUAUUUCUUCUCCUCAACCAGAUGACCAUGGCCGGGAAGGCACGCCGGACGUUCAUGUCCAAGCUUUCAGUAUGGGCAAACCCCACCCGAGCCUGCAACUCACAGGUGCGGCAUGCUUGGCGUCGGCCGUGUGCAUAGAAGGUACCGUAGCCCACGGACUUGCAUCCGGCGGCAAGACACAGUCCUCCUGGCAGUCGUCUUCACCUGAGCGGACACCGAGUCCCUGCUCAGACUCUGAUGGUAGCUCCUCGGAUCUUCUACCAAGCCAAAGGAGAGUCUGUCUUUCGCAUUCGAGCGGGUCGAUCAAGGUUGAUGUUUUGGCAACCAGCUCGGAAUCGUUUGCUUUUGUCGAUAGGUGCGUUGUCUCGCGGACUGCUCGGCGGUUAUUCGAGGGCAAGGUGUAUUAUUACUCAGGUAGCGUCUAA
Alternaria rosae is the source of this 1206-nucleotide messenger RNA. Its product is annotated as PrpF protein-domain-containing protein. Lineage: Eukaryota; Fungi; Ascomycota; Dothideomycetes; Pleosporales; Pleosporaceae. The transcript has 2 exons. Bases 1 to 1206 code for a protein of 401 amino acids. The record is from RefSeq and is a predicted model, not a curated record.